CGGUGCCGCCAGCCCUGGGCUCGGGAAGUGCUGUCACGGCUUGAGCAGGCCGGGGAGGUUUCUGCGGGCCGGGCCGGGCCGGCUAGACCUUUCCGUCGGCGGUCGCCGAACCGGGAUCGCCGCCAUGAGCAAGAUCUCCAGGUUUUUCAAGGGGGGCGGCUCGGCCGCCUCCAAGGGCCGCGGAGGGCCUUCGCCGCAGGAGGCUCUUGCCCGGCUGCGGGAGACAGAGGAGAUGCUCAGCAAGAAGCAGGAGUACCUGGAGACGCGGAUCGAGCGGGAGCUGGCGGUAGCCCGGCAGCACGGCACCAAGAACAGGCGAGCUGCCUUACAAGCACUGAAGAGGAAAAAGAGAUAUGAGAAACAGUUGAGCCAAAUUGAUGGGACGCUUUCGACCAUUGAGUUCCAGAGAGAGGCAUUGGAAAAUUCCCACACGAACACAGAAGUGCUCAAGAAUAUGGGUUAUGCUGCACAAGCUAUGAAAAAAGUACAUGAAAAUAUGGACUUGAACAAAAUUGAUGAUUUGAUGCAAGAUAUCACUGAACAGCAAGAUGUUGCCCAGGAAAUUUCAGAUGCUAUCUCAAACCGAGCCACCUUUGGUGAUGAGUUUGAUGAGGAUGAGUUGAUGGCAGAGUUAGAAGAACUGGAGCAAGAAGAACUGAACAAGGGAAUGAGACAUGUCAGGUUGCCAAGUGUUCCGUCCACAUCGCUGCCUUCUCGCCCUGCAUCAACCAGAAGGAGAGCAGAGGAUGAAGAUGAAAUGAAGAAGUUAGCUGCCUGGGCUUCAUAAGAGCAUGGUCUUUUUAUAACACUGUGCAUUAUAGUGCAAGUGUAAAGAGCUGCAAUGCUGUUUUAUAACCUUACUGAUUUACUGUGGUUGCACUUCAUACAGGCUGUUACUGCCAUAUUACAAAACUAGUUUAAAAAACAGCAAACGAAAAUUGCAACAGUUUCUAAAACCUCCAAGCAUCAAUUUUUUUUCAGCAUCCAUCACAGAUUUGUUUUGUUAUUAGUAAGAGUUUUUAUUAUUUUUUAUUUAUAUUUUACCAUAUCUUCUGGUUUGUAAAACCUAUGUGCCUCACUUACGCACAGAUCUGGAUUUGUUGUUGAAAUGAGAAAGUUAAGUAAGUCAUCAGUGUCCUAUACUAAAGGGUUAUUUGGUUCAGACUAUUUGAAUAUUAGCUGUUUUCAGCUUUAUACAUGCCCUGACUUGCAAGUUCCUUUGAGCCCAAGAGCUAACAGCUAUUCCUUUGGGCAUGAAGAUUUAAACAUCUGCCUGGAGCAACUUAUGGUGUCCUAGAUAUUAAGAGGAGACUCUUCUGUAGGUUUUCUGAAGUGGGAUAGGUUGUUUUGUUUUAACUUUGGCAAAAAUAUCCCAUGUACUUCUAUAGGUCAGCUUGAAUUGCAUUUUGAACUAUUUCCAACUUGGUUGUAGAAUUACAGUGAUUGAAGAAAAUGAAAUGUCCAAGUUCAUACAGAUCCCUGCCAAACAAAACUGAUUUUCACUAACCCUGUCAAAAAUCCAGAAGAAAUUUCUGUCUAUUUUUCCUCUACCUUGUCUUUCUAGGGUGAGUCUUUACUUUGUAUGAUAAUACUCAUCCUCAAUGAAAUUAGUAACACAUUUUUAAUGAUAUAAUUUCAAAAUAGUUCUAAUUUCUGAGCAUUCGGGUCUUUUCUCUUACUCAGUUUAUGAAUGGAAGUAAUACUGGUGCAUUGCACUUGAAAUGCCUUUUUAACCCUGGUUAAAAGUUCUAUAUUACUUGUAAAGUUGAUGAGUUAUUGCCCAAGUGACAGUUUUUUGCCUAAGGAACAAAUGCCACUCUUGAGUGCUAAACUACCGCAUAUAUGGGAAAUCACUGUUCAAAUGCCAGCCAAAAAUUAAAUAGGCUGCUUUGUACUUAGAAAGUUUAUUAAAUAAGACUGAAGCUCUAUGCUAUAGUAGCCUGCUGUCAGUCACAAUGAAAUACUAAAACACUGGAGUUCCUAGGGGUGUAGGAAGCAGUCCUUGAUCUAGGUUUCUUAUUUUCAAAUGAAUUUAAAUUUUACUGAUGAUUGAACCACUUGGGGAAUAGUGGGACACUUGGUUUCUGUAGAUCUGUAGCAAAAGAAGGCUGACUCCUUCUCCUGUGGACUUUAGCCUGUGAUUUGUUGGGUGUUUAGCUUUGACAGGCUACAAUAAUCUUCAAUGCAGUGGAUUUUGGGUUAAGCAUAAGGAAAUGUGUGUUUCUGGACAUGGCAUACUCAGAACCUUUCAAAAUGAGUUCCAUGGAUGAAACCCAAAAUGUAUAAACCCUGUGGAGAGAUUCAGUUUGUCAGGACUUUCAUUAUCUGUGGUGGAAUUGCUUUUGGUUUUUAUCCAUAUGAAAGGUGAAUCAAGCCUUGCCACUUUACUUUGGAUAAAUUUCCUACUGGAAAAAAUUAAGUGUGUGAAUUCUGUCCUAAAUUUUGGAGGUACCAGGAAAAUUGUCUGGGUUUUUUGUGAGUAAAGAAGAUCUGGAACUAUUAAAUUUUUGUUUUAAAAACAAAAGAAGGAAAGAAGGAAAGAAAGAAAGAACUGCCAUAAAUUUAAAAACACAUUUUCAACUUUCAGCAGGAAACCAAACACUAAUAAAAUGCUACUGGUUUUAAUGCUUGAUGAAAUUCGGGAUGAGAUGAUUCUGAAAGCAGGAUUAUUUUACAAAAUAACAAAUAUUCUGAGUUAUUUCAAAUCCGUUUGCUAAUUUUUCUGGCUUGAAUCCUGUUUUCAAGGUGUGCAGUCUAUGCAAGUCUCUGAAUUGGGUACAGAAUGUAUUAGCAUGCACUGGUUGCGUCACUGUGCAAGGCUGGCUGUGUGCUUGUGGACACUUGUGGUUUUGCUAAAUACGAGGCUGUGCCAACAUAGUCCCAUGGUUACUUGGAAAAACUGGCUUUUAGCAUCUGUUCUUGAUCAAAUUAGUAGCUUACCAAUACUUGGCACUUAUGUAGGUAGCACUUGGCAUACUUGAAGCGCUCUGCAACCUAACCAAAAUAGGUCUGUUAAGCCUCCAGUUUGAAACUAAAGUGACUUUCAGUCUGCUUUGGAAAAUGUGGACCUGCUGUUUUUGUGUAAACAUUUUCCAUGUGAACACCCUUCACGGGGGAGAAAAAGUCCUAGGGAAGGUCUUCUCCUUUACAAGCCAGUGUCUGACUGCUGAUCUCCAACAAUGUUUUGGCCAAGUGUUGAUCCUGGGAAGCUUCAGAUGUCUUCAGCUUAUUGAUCUCAGACCAGACACUUGAGGAACAACAUUUAUGAAAGGUGAAGAAAUGAAAUUGGUCAUUUGUGUGAGCUGCUCUGCAAGUCUGUGGGUAGGGGCUGGUGAUUCUGGAGGACAGACUCAUACCAUACAGGCUAGGACAUGUGUGGUUGGUAAAGCUAUACUCAGAAACACUGUAGUGAUGUGCACAAACCAUUAUUCACCAGGGACUGCCAGAACCGAAGUGCUUGUGGCUAUAUUUCUUUGGGAGGCUGGUUUUCUUCAGAGGCAAAGGGGUUCUAGGGAUUUAAUUCAGCUGAGGGAGUGGCUCUUUCCUGUGUAAAUUGAGGUAACACUGGAACAAAUGGCCCUUUAUUUUUUCAAACAUAUGUCUCACUUCAUGCCAAGAUGGUAUUUGUUCAGUAUGUAAGCAGUCGAGAGUGAAUAGUGUCAACAUGUUAUUGUAAAUGUAUUCUCUGUUAACUGGAACAUAUUUUACAAGAGGACUGUGGCAGCAGAUGGUGUACUAUAGCUGACUUCCUUUCUUGUUCCUUAUUUAUGUUGAAAAUGUUUACUUCUCUUAACAGGCUUGGACAUUUUUAACCUGGAUAGCUUUAAAAAGGUGAAAAUAUAUUAAUAAAAAGUGGAAAAUAAUUAAUAUAUA
Messenger RNA from Pipra filicauda (Wire-tailed manakin), 3873 nucleotides. RefSeq names its product charged multivesicular body protein 4C (gene CHMP4C). NCBI's taxonomy places the organism in Eukaryota, Metazoa, Chordata, Aves, Passeriformes, Pipridae. The record is from RefSeq and is a predicted model, not a curated record. The transcript has 5 exons. Gene Ontology annotation, biological process: vesicle budding from membrane; late endosome to vacuole transport via multivesicular body sorting pathway. Gene Ontology annotation, cellular component: cytoplasmic side of plasma membrane; ESCRT III complex; multivesicular body. Bases 125 to 787 code for a protein of 220 amino acids.